AUGUGCACAUCGUUGACCUGUUGUACCUUAUCUCUAGGCCCCUCAUCACUAGAGCCCCACUCUUCCUGGGGCGUGCAGUCCUCAUGGGGUCAUCCUACCCAAAGACGGGCCGAUAUGAUUCCGUGUGAACUGACAACAAGCCAAAGCCGAAAGAAGGCAAAGCGAACUGGAGGCAUCAUCAAGUCUCGGCCAAAAUCUACCUCUCCCCCGCCAACCACACCACCACCCGGACGAACCGUUCUGCGAGUUAGGAACCGGGCGCUACUGCGACGGUACUAUGAAAAGGCCUUUGAAGACUUCCAGCAACUGAACUGCCGGGCCAUUGCAAAGUCAUAUAUCAAGCUUGUCGAGCCAAGAAAACAGGUUCAUUAUCCAUACAACGGACGUCGAUCCAUCGCCGGUGUUGCACAGACCGACAAUCCAGAGCAGACCAAGCCUGGAUGGUGGCCCGCCGGUGUUGUUCACAAAGAGCCGGAUCACCUGCUUAAACCAGAUCGCCUCCGAUUACUCGUCCACAUUCUCUGUGAGCUGAAAGAUAGCCACGGAGUGACAACAGAGAAGUUGCGAGAUGCAGGCCAAGACGUGAGACGCCAGAUCACGCCCGCCCAUCGACUGCGAGUUCUCGAUGAGAUCUACUACGUACGCCACAUGGAAGAGAGGUACCUGGAUGGUGAAAUCGAUGCCAACACGAUGAUCCAAGUGACACAGACUCACCUCCCGGAAGCGAUCUUCCAAGACCGAAAUGACCUCUCAUCUCGUGCGCACGCAGCACCAUCCUCGGGGUUACCACUCGAGACAGAAAGCGACGUGAAUGAUUCGAGUGAUGACCCUAGUAAUUCCAAGUUGGAAGAAGACCCCAAGCCACAGCGCUCGCACGGUCUGCCGCUCUCGCCCACGACGAGUGAGUCCAGUGGACCUCAGAGCCCAACCAGUGGAUAUGGAUAUAACACGGUCAUGGCACCACCGGUGCAGAUUGUUCCCCCUCAUGACUCAUCCAAUUUUUUGAAGCCUGAGCAUCAGGAAUCGAAUUAUAUCGACGGGUAUUACACACAACCCUUUGUGCCCCAGAAGGGCCCUGCUUUCUGGCCACAUGCCAAUUCUGUGUCUCAGUACGGCUAUUGA
Penicillium salamii is the source of this 1122-nucleotide messenger RNA. Lineage: Eukaryota; Fungi; Ascomycota; Eurotiomycetes; Eurotiales; Aspergillaceae. The record is from the annotation of a GenBank genome assembly.